AUGUAGAAAGAGUGGUGUCCAUUGCAAUUUUUCUAAUAAAAACAAGAAAAAUAAUAAUAGCAAAAUAGACACCAUUAGGUUUUCAUUCUCUUUCUCUCUCUCUCUGAUUCGAUCGAUUUCGAUUGUUGAAUUCAUCCCAUCGUGGAGCCUUCAAAUUUGUAGUUGAACAACGAUGGUGCUGCCGCUAUUUGCUGCUUUCAUUCUCUUUUUUGCUUUUAUUCCGAAUGGAUUGUUAGCAGUUCCUUCCACCGUCCCCGCAUUCCUUUGGUCAUCACAUUAUGAACUGGCCUCUGAAAAUGGAUUGAAGGAAUCUGUAAAUUACCAAGUCAUUUCUCCAAAAGAUCUAGCAAAAUCUGUUUUUUCUGAAGCAGGCUGGUCAAAUUUUCUGUGCAAAGGAAAGAAACUUCAUGAGCCUCUGGAUCUGGCACUCUUAUUUGUUGGUAGAGAGUUACAAUCUUCAGAUUUAAACAUGAACAAACAUGCAGACUCAGCUCUUUUGGACCUGCUCAAGAUCUCUUUCGCCAGAUCCAACACUUCUGUGGCAUUUCCCUAUGUUUCUACAUCAGAGGAUGUGCUUUUGGAAAACUCAUUGAUUUCAGGAUUUGCUGAAGCCUGUGGAGAUAUGGGAAUUGGCAAUGUUGCUUUCCAUGGAUCUUGCUCCAUGGAUGGGGCAAAUCAUGAAGAAAUCACAACUUUGCACUCAGUUCAAGACUAUUUGAUCAAGAGGAUGGAAGAGAGUCACAGAGGGAAAACAGAUUUGGUUGUGUUCUGCAAUGAAGGCUCUCAAGCUGUUAAAAAUGUAGACAAGACACAAUCUGAAGGGGAAGUUUUAUCCAAUCUUAUCAGUUCUGUGGAGGAAUCUGGUGCAAAAUAUGCCGUUCUUUAUGUGUCGGAUCCCUCCAGGUCAAUCCAGUAUCCUUCUUACAGGGAUCUGCAAAGAUUUCUAGCAGAAAGUACAGCCGGGAAUGAAUCAACCAAUUCCACAAUUUGUGAUGAAGUCUGCCAGCUUAAAUCAUCUCUUCUAGAGGGAAUUUUAGUGGGUAUAGUUUUGCUAAUAAUUUUGAUAUCGGGCCUUUGCUGCAUGAUGGGAAUUGACACCCCAACAAGAUUUGAGACGCCACAAGAGUAAUGAUCCGUUUGCUGAAGCUAAUAAUUGUUAUGAUGCUCGGCCUACUGGAUUAAAAUAUUACUGCUAUAUUAUUUGCGAAUUUUACGGGAGGCUCUGAUAAGUGUUCUGUAGUUGAUGACUUGUCUCAGGGACUUUUUAUAUUGAAUUUUAAAAUAAUUUGUAUCAGUAUAUAAAAAUAAAACUUCAUCCUAGGUUUAAUUUUGAUCCCGCCACUGUCAGUUGUAAAAUUUGAAGAAGAAAUUUCAGAUUGUGUUGUAUUUUUUUAACUGUCUCCAAAUUUGCUCCGUUCGAUGUGCAUAAUUGCUGAUCGAUGCAGUUCCAAGUUUAUUUCUGCUGGGUUUUGAAUUGAAGUUUGAAGUUGAUUUGAAGAAUGUUUAGCAAUAUGGUAAAAUUUCGAGUUAAAGUUUGAGAUUGAAGUUAAAGAUAUUAAGAAGUGGAAGUUCUAAAAGUAGACAAGUGUCAAUGAAGGAUUUCAAGGUAAGGGUUCAAAUUGAGAGGAAGUUCAUAACAAUUACCUUGAGAGAGAUUUUGAAAUUUGUUUACGUGUUUGUAACUUUGUAUAGAUCAAUCAUUAUGGUUGGAAAUCUGAAUAGGAUAUUUGUAUUCUAUUUUUUAUAGUUGAAACAAAUCGAAUACUUUGUUAUGUUUUAUACAUAAAUAAAUGGUUACUGGUUCAA
Molecule: messenger RNA, 1806 nt
Organism: Glycine soja
Lineage: Eukaryota; Viridiplantae; Streptophyta; Magnoliopsida; Fabales; Fabaceae
Exons: 9
Coding region: 173-1129 (318 amino acids)
Source: RefSeq, a predicted model, not a curated record